This is a messenger RNA of Phanerochaete carnosa HHB-10118-sp, 1054 nucleotides long. RefSeq lists its product as uncharacterized. The transcript has 4 exons. The coding region runs from base 94 to 693 and encodes 199 amino acids. Lineage: Eukaryota; Fungi; Basidiomycota; Agaricomycetes; Polyporales; Phanerochaetaceae. The record is from RefSeq and is a predicted model, not a curated record.
UUCAUUCCUCCGCUCUUAAUCUGCUCGUCUCCCUUCCUCACCCUCGCCACCCCCUCCGCCCUCCCCGUAUUCCCAUUCACGAACUUAACCACGAUGCGUUUCGUUACCGUCGCUGCUGUCCUCGCUGCGCUCCCUACCGCGCUUGGUACCACUACUAUCACGGGCCCGUCGCCCUCGUCGUACUGGGUGCAGAACAUGAGCAAUACCAUUACCUGGACGUUCGCCCAGGGCGACCCGAGUCCUGUCAAUAUCGUUAUCGUCAACGUAGACAACGCGACGCUGAACGGGCCAUUCUCCAUAGCUAGUGAUGUCGAUCUAUCCAACUCGUCCUUCACGGCCACGGCCGUCACCCUGGUCACCGGCUCAGGCUACCAAGUCGAGUUCGUCAGCCCGCUGAACGUGACACAGGUCCUUGCGACAAGCCAAAGCUUCCAGGUCAUGCCUCCAGGCACUGCCCCCGCUCCCACCUCGAGUGCGCCUAGCGCUGCAGCCUCCACAACCGGCUCUUCCACCGCCUCUGGUUCUGGCUCUGGCUCUGGGUCUGCCUCUGCGUCAGGCGCCUCGUCCAGUGGCAGCGCAUCCGGCUCCGGUUCGCCGAGUCCAUCGCCCAGCCCCGGUGGCGCGUCCGCGCUUGGCGUCUCCAGCGUCUUUGGCAUGCUUGCGGCGUGUGGCGCUGCCGCUGCGCUUCUAUGAUCUGCGUUGCUCGAUACCCAUAUCCCCAUCUAUCGUCGUUUCUGUUGAUCCGUGCUGUACGUUGCCUAUUGUUGUAGUGUUGUAUACCCGCGCUAGACGCUGUAUCUUCCCCUCGCGACCUUUACCUUCCCGGGCAGCGAUUCUCACUCUGUACCCUCUUCCUCGAUUCCUAUCGUGUAUAUAUGGUGUCGAUGCAUCUCAGCCUGACCCAAGACAAUAUUCGCUGUACCCUCUCAAUACUUAUUGUUUGUAGAUAAAGUGUUUUGUCAUCGCUACUUUGAGCUCUGGCGCUGCAUGUGUAUGACGCUUCCACCAGCGGUCUGCAAGAGUUAUGCAUGCUCAACCCUAAGGCUAAAUUCUG